GUUUUCAUUGAGAGAGAAGAAAAAAAACAGAGAAUGAGCAGAAGAAAGGGUUCUGGGUUUUCAUCUGCUUCAACUGCUGAACAAGUUACUGAAGGAAUCGAUGCCACUGCCCUCACUGCUAUUGUUACAGGUGCAACGAGUGGUAUUGGUGUUGAGACUGCUCGUGUUCUUGCGAUGCGUGGUGUUCAUGUAAUUAUGGGAGUCAGAAAUUUGGUUACUGCAAAAGAUGUGAAAGAAGGAAUACUUAAAGAGAUUCCUACUGCUAAACUUGAUUACAUGGAGUUAGACCUUAGUUCAGUGACAUCUGUUCGAAAUUUUGCAUCAAACUUCAUUUCAUCUGGCCUUCCAUUGAACAUUCUUGUAAACAAUGCAGGAAUAUAUGGAACCCCUUUCACGCUGUCUGAGAACAAUAUUGAACUGCAAUUUGCUACGAAUCAUAUAGGCCAUUUUCUUUUAACAAAUCUGUUGUUAGAUACUAUGAAGAAAACAACACAUGAAAGUAAGCGAGAAGGAAGAAUCGUUAAUGUCGCCUCUUGUGCUUAUCGAUUAUCCUAUCGUGGAGGAAUCCGUUUCGAUAAAAUUAAUGAUGAAUCAAGUUAUAGCAAGUUUUGUGCAUAUGCUCAGUCAAAGCUUGCU
Messenger RNA from Vigna radiata var. radiata (mung bean), 636 nucleotides. Its product is annotated as short-chain dehydrogenase TIC 32, chloroplastic-like. The record is from RefSeq and is a predicted model, not a curated record. The annotation marks the transcript as partial. The transcript is spliced from 5 exons. NCBI's taxonomy places the organism in Eukaryota, Viridiplantae, Streptophyta, Magnoliopsida, Fabales, Fabaceae.